Messenger RNA from Antechinus flavipes (yellow-footed antechinus), 3871 nucleotides. It is a transcript of the gene LRIT2, whose product is annotated as leucine rich repeat, Ig-like and transmembrane domains 2. The transcript is spliced from 3 exons. Gene Ontology annotation, molecular function: protein binding. NCBI's taxonomy places the organism in Eukaryota, Metazoa, Chordata, Mammalia, Dasyuromorphia, Dasyuridae. Bases 1 to 1647 code for a protein of 548 amino acids. The record is from RefSeq and is a predicted model, not a curated record.
AUGGGCCCAAUUUGUCCCUUUUUCUUUUUAGUCUUGAUCUUUCUGGAGGGAAACCCAGCUUACCCUGCAUGCAACCCAGAAUGUAUAUGCUCAGAUGACAGCUUUGGCAGGUCUCUGUUGUGCAUGGAUACUUCUUUGAGAAAGAUCCUGGGAAACAUCCCCAAAGAUAUCAAGAAACUUAGGAUAGAAAACUCUCACUUAACUGAGCUGCCUCAUGGGUCCUUUUCUAACAACAGUGCCUUGGAAUUCCUUUGGCUCAACUUUAAUAACAUCACAGUGAUUCACCCGGGAGCCCUGGAGCAUCUGAGAGACUUGAGAGAGCUGAGGCUGCAAGGGAACAGGUUGUGUACAGUGCCAUGGACAGCGUUCCGAGCAACUCCCGUUCUAAACAUCCUUGAUCUCAAACACAACAGGCUCGAUGUUCUGCCCAAGCAAGCGCUUCAGUAUUUGGUUAAUCUUACCUAUUUAGACUUGUCCUUUAAUGAACUUAUGGUGGUGUCUGAGGAUGUCUUCAUCCAGUGGCCCAUGUAUCAGAAAAGCAGGAAAGUCAUCAGCAGGGCUGAAGGCAUGUCCAACGUGGUGCUGGCUUUGCACAAUAAUCCAUGGAUGUGUGAUUGCCAUCUAAAGGGGCUUGUUCAGUUUUUCAAAUCCAUCAGGCCCCCUGUCAUCCUAAUGAACUCCUAUCUGAUGUGCCGGGGUCCUCUUUCAAAGGCAGGGCAAUUUUUCUAUGAAGUAGAGCUUAAUAGCUGCAUGAAGCCAAAGACUUCAACCCCUAAUUCUAACAUUACUGUCCAAGUGGGGCUAAAUAUCACUCUAAGCUGCCUGGCACAGGCAAGCCCCUUACCAAACAUUGUGUGGAAUUAUCCACUGAAGAAGCUGAAGGAAUUUGAUGUGUCUAUUUCUCGUAUCGGGGAAGAUUCCAUUCAUUCUGAAUUGGUGAUACCUUCAGCCCAUCUAACAGAUAGUGGCAACUACACCUGUGUCGCCAGCAACUCCAUGGGCAGCAGCUCUGUCCCCAUCUCCCUUCAGGUUCAGCCUGUGCCCUCUUCCUCCUCCUCCUUGACUUCCUCGGGAGAGCAUUCCUACAUUUAUGUGAGGAUCACCAAGCAAACUCUUUAUGGAAUCGUGCUCGAGUGGUACGCUGCCACAGACAACGCUUCAGAGACCUGGUUCACACUCUACUUUGGAAUAUAUGAAGCUGUCAAGAAAGAAACUGUCUCUAUUGGUCCCGGGAUCAACACCUACUGGGUGAACGACCUGCUUCCAGCCACAAAAUACGAGGCAUGUAUCAGCCUACAGAGCCAGCCACCCCGCAAGGACCAGUGUAUUGUCUUUGUGACGGGCAACGACAUCAGCGAGCUGUACAGGAGGGAGAGAGUCAUCCACAUCAUUGUUGUGCUUUGUGCCUUGGCCCUGGCCGUGCCUGUAGGCAUGUACGUCUGUGCCUCAGAGGCCCAUCUUGGUUGCUUGGGCCACUGUCUGGACAAUUGUCCUCGUAGGAAAAAUGGAUCAAGAUGCCCCAGCACCGUCAUUGAGAGCAGGGAGACCAUGUUCAACAACCUGACAACUGGUAUCGAGGAGGGUCUCUGUCUUGGGGAGAUCAGAGAGGAUCAGAGCCAACAAAUCCCUGACAGAGAGUCAAAAUAGUAUUCACCUUUUUCAGGUGGAUUAACUUCAAGGCAGGUUGGCUUGGAUCCUCUGAGUUAAAUUACCAGAAUUGGGGAAGGGAAAGCCACACUCCUGAGAACUUCAUGGUCCCCCUUCGGCUUAGGAAUUUUGCUGAACCAGUAGAAAGUGAGCAUGGCUCACCUUCUAACUAUAAGCUCAAAAUUCUGAAGAACAUUAUUGAUAAAGGAAGGGCUCUGAUAUCUCAUCCAGCCCACAGACUGUAACCCAUUCAUUCCUUCUCACUCUAAAUGAUUCUUCCUCAUCAAUUCUUGGUCCCCCAUAAGUUGGGGUCUAUUCACUGUAGGUCUUUUAGUGGGUACCAUUCUCUCAUUAUUGGUCCAGUGGGAAGCAGAUCUGUCUAUGAUACAAGUGACCCAGGUGCCAGUCCCUAAUGAGUGAGGAAAUACCCAAUGCCCUCAAGGCACAGCCCAGUGGUUCUCAAAGUCUGGUCCAGAGCAUCCUGAAGAACCUCUGAAAUGCUUUCAGAGAAUCUACAAAUUCAUAAUUGGUUUUUAUUUUUAAUGUGAUCAAUAUCUAUAACUAUAACCCACAUUAAACAAAAACUCGUUGGACAGAUCCUCAAUCAUUUUUAAUAGGAUAAAGAUAUUGAGAAUAAAAGUUUGAGGACCACUGGCCCAUAGCCUAUUUAGAGAGCUAUAGAGAUACCUGUAAGUCAUUGCACCAGAGCUUCCCUUGUAGUGAGUCUAUUAGAAGGAAUUCUUCAAAGUAUGUGAUAGAAACCAACUAUUAGUUUCACUGAUGGGUUACAUGUUGGAGGUGGGGGAGAGGAGGGAGGUUGCUUCUUCAUUGUGCUCUUGUGAAAUGCAACCAUUUGUUAAUGCCAUUUUAUAAAUAAUCUUGACCAUUUUGUAAGCAUUGUGAUUCCCUCAUUUCUAAGGGAAUUGUGAAUAUUUACAAUUCCUUGGGAAGGCAAUAUUGUGAUGGAUUGUAAAAGUUACUAAACUUUUUAUGCCUUUGACCUCUUAAUAGGUAUAUGUCCUAAGAAUGCCAAUGAAAGGAAAAAUCAACACUUAUUUGUACAAAAAUACUAUUAAUAGCGUUAUUAAAGAUAUAUACAUUUAUUUUUUAAAAAUAGAAAAAAGCCAUAGGAAUAAUGAUUAGCGAUUUGCUAUAAAAAUUGAGGCAUAUGAGUAUGAUGGAAUUUUGUUACACCAUAUUUAUUGAGUGACCAUUUUAAUUGACAGUGUGAAGAAUGAGAAAUGUGAAGAUACUCAUAUUAAGUGAUACAGAAUAAAGAAAGCACGAUCAGAACAACCACAUAUAUAUUACAAUUACACAAAACCAAUAAUAGAAAGAGUACCAAAAACCUAAGAAAAAAGUUCAAAAAGGGACUUUCAAGUAAACAAGAUGGUAUUAUUUUGUUAAAGCAAGUGUAUACAUGUCAAGGUUGUAAAUAUUUUGGAGCUACAGGUUUUUUUUUUUUUAACAUGAUCACCUUUUAUCUUGUUUAUCCUAAUGUUUCUGUUGAUGCUCAUCAAAUUUAGUGUUAAAAAUUAAAAUGGUGAUUGAAGGAAAUAGAAGAUGGUGGCAAUAAUUAUGGAAUUCAGGUACACCUGUUCUUGACAAGCAAUGAUGACUAUGGAUAAGAUAAAGAAAUUUUAUUUUUGUCAUGAGUUUAGGCUUUGAUGUAAGAAGAAACUUUCUUCUAAUUAGAUCCAUUUUAUAGUGGGUGGACUAUCUUAGGAGGCAAGGGAUUCCUUUUUAGUGAAAGUUUUUGAGUAAAGGCUAGAUGAUUACUUAUUAGGGAUGUUGUGGAAAGGAUUCUUGUUCAGAUAUGGGGGGAACAUGUGGCAUCUGAGGACCUUCAAAAGUCUGAACAUUCCAUGAGUAUUCCAUUCAAUUCUUGUUUUUCAUUUAUGAAAUUGGUCUAAAGAUAGACUUAAAAGUCUUAAAGUUAAACUACAUUUAUGUGGAUACGGAUAUAUACAUUUCUGUACACAUACACAGAAUAAAUAUACAUAUACACAUGAAAUGCCAUUUUCUUACAGAAUAUUUACAUAUAGAGAUAGUCCUGUACUACACACAUGUGAAUUAGUGAGUUAAACACAUUCAUAUAUAAGACACCCAAUGAUGAUAUCUAUGUAAAUGUAUAUUCACCUAGACUGCACAUAUCUACAGUUGUGCUUACUUUUUCAAGAAACAUUUCCUUAUGAUGAAUUCAAUAAAAACUAUAUAAAAUGAA